CCGUCCUCGCGCCGUGCGCUGUAUAGACGGAUCAGCCGCCGGGCCACGGACUGUGCUUUCUUGCAGCUCGUGGGUAUUGUUGCAUCGCAGGCGAUCGUUUCCAAAAAAGAAUAAAGAUUAAGGAGAGAGAGAACAAAAGCACAGAGUAGCCCUCGUGGAUAAUAGACCGACCGAGGGGCAGGCGUUGUUCUUAUUUUAUAUAUAUAUGGGGAAGGGGGGCUGUAUUGGAUAGAAGUCUGAGAUCUAUUGAAUUGGUGUUGUUCUCCGCUCGUGCAUGUUCAAAUCCGUGGAGUAUAUCAGCAGAGCCGUGGGACGGCCGAACUUCUAGUUUCGCAAGCGAACGGCUCCAUACUAACCGGAGGCAUGAUUUUGAGACGGAGCUCCAGUUUUGCAGCGGUGUUUUCCAUUCAUGUCUUUCUUCAAUGUUUGUGGAUUAAGGUGUCUGUGGCAUCGGGAUACUUCGAGUUGCAAAUCCUAUCGAUGCAGAAUGUCAACGGCGAACUCCAGAGUGGCUUAUGUUGCGAUGGAACGCGGGACGCCGGAGACAGCAAAUGCUUAAAGGACGAAUGCGAUACAUACUUCCGAGUUUGUCUAAAGGAAUACCAGUCAAGGGUCUACGCAGCUGGACCGUGUAGUUUUGGCAGCGGAUCUACGCCCGUUAUCGGUGGGAAUACUUUUUCUCUGCGGACGAGCGCCAGGAAUGACAAAUCCCGGAUUGUUCUGCCCUUCAGUUUCGCCUGGCCGAGGUCGUACACUUUGAUUGUGGAAGCCUUGGACUUCAAUAACGAUACAACCACGAGCAAUGGUGGAGGUGAGGUGAUCGAGCGGGCGGUCCAGUCCGGCCAUGAUCAACCCGAACCGGCAGUGGCAGAGCCUGAAAUCCGGGUCACCUGCGACGAGCACUAUUACGGUUUCGGCUGCAACAAGUUCUGCCGGCCGCGCGACGAGUUCUUCGGCCACUACACCUGUGACCACAACGGCAACAAGACCUGCCUGGAGGGCUGGUCUGGCCCAGAAUGCAACACUGCUAUCUGCCGACAAGGCUGCAGUAUGGAGCAUGGGACCUGCAAAGUGCCUGGAGAGUGCAAGUGUCAGUAUGGCUGGCAGGGUGAAUACUGUGAUAAGUGUAUCCCUCACCCUGGCUGUGUGCACGGGACCUGUGUGGAGCCCUGGCAGUGCCUCUGUGACACCAACUGGGGAGGCCAGCUCUGUGAUAAAGAUCUGAACUACUGUGGGACGCGGCAGCCAUGUUUGAACGAAGGCACGUGCAGCAACACGGGGCCAGACAAGUACCACUGCACCUGUCCAGAGGGCUACUCAGGAGUCAACUGUGAGAGAGCGGAACACGCAUGUCUGUCUGAGGCCCUGUUUUUAACGGAGGCAGUUGUGUGGAGAACAGCCAGGGCUUUGGAGUGCCAGUGUCUCCAGGCUGGACCGGACCCUCUGCUCCACCAGUAA
Molecule: messenger RNA, 1458 nt
Organism: Clupea harengus (Atlantic herring)
Lineage: Eukaryota; Metazoa; Chordata; Actinopteri; Clupeiformes; Clupeidae
Gene: jag1a
Product: protein jagged-1a-like
Exons: 9
Coding region: 364-1458 (364 amino acids)
Biological process (GO): cell communication; axon guidance; Notch signaling pathway
Cellular component (GO): plasma membrane; cell surface; signaling receptor complex
Molecular function (GO): Notch binding; calcium ion binding
Source: RefSeq, a predicted model, not a curated record